Messenger RNA from Cucumis sativus (cucumber), 781 nucleotides. RefSeq names its product dynein light chain 1, cytoplasmic. The record is from RefSeq and is a predicted model, not a curated record. The transcript has 2 exons. The coding region runs from base 226 to 504 and encodes 92 amino acids. Gene Ontology annotation, cellular component: dynein complex. Gene Ontology annotation, molecular function: dynein intermediate chain binding; dynein light intermediate chain binding. Gene Ontology annotation, biological process: microtubule-based process. NCBI's taxonomy places the organism in Eukaryota, Viridiplantae, Streptophyta, Magnoliopsida, Cucurbitales, Cucurbitaceae.
UCACUGUAGAAAUAGAGAAAGACAAGAGAGUUUUUGUUUGGUUUGCUUUACCCUUUUCGCCAGUAUAAUUAUAAUACAAUUCCAUCUCUAUUUCCAUUCCUAUUUGGCAGCCACCACAGAUUUCCCAUUCCCUUUUUUUAAUUUCUUCACCUAUAUAAUUAAUAAUAAGAAGAAGAAUAACAAAAAUAAUAAUCAUCAUCAUCUUGAAUCCGAUUGAAAAGAAAGAUGUUGGAAGGGAAGGCCACCGUGAAAGAAACCGACAUGUCGGAGAAAAUGCAGAUGCACGCCAUGGCCUCUGCUUCUCAAGCCCUCGAUCUCUUCGACGUCUCCGAUUCCCUCUCCCUUGCUUCCCAUAUCAAGAAGGAUUUUGAUGGUACUUAUGGAAGUGGUUGGCAAUGCGUGGUGGGUUCUAAUUUCGGCUGCUUCUUCACUCAUUCUAUGGGCACUUUCAUUUAUUUUUCCCUUGAAACUCUCAAUUUUCUCAUCUUCAAAUCCCCUUCCUAAUUCAUAUCUUUAGGGCUACUCUCCUCUCUUUUCCCCCAACCCCCCUCGCUCUCUCUCUUCAUCCCUAAAAUUUUCAUGGAACCACAAGCAACAUCAAACCAACCGUACGUUGCUUAUGUAUUAUUAUUCUCACAUGUGAUCCAUCUUUUAAUUUCUCCUUCUGCUAUGUAUGUUUAUUAAUAAUUCUUUUUUCUUUUCCUUUCUUCAUUUUUCAUCAUAUGAACACAUCUAUAUAUCUUUUAUUAUGAUUGUUGCAAUUCAUGCGAGGUUUCCAAAA